AUGUGCAAAGCAACACUCACACACUUCAGCUGUUUAUGCACAGCCCUCGUAGUUCACUCAUGCGCCCUUGGUUUUCCACUCGGUCGUAUGGUUUGCGGUCCGCCCAACCUAAUCAAGAAAGAUAUAUAUGCCUAUUCACACUGCGAUGAUUGUGUGGAAGGCGCCCCUCUAAGAGAGGAGAAACGAGUCAGACUAGAAAAGAAGGCAAGUGAGAGAUGGAUGGAGGUUGUGGAAGAUGUGAUCGGUGAUGGUGAUGAGCAUGGUGAGGGAGUGGAAGAAAUCAGAUCGGAAUGUGCGGAUGAGAGAGUUGGGGAUGAAGGAGAAGGCGGGGUUUACGAUGAGGGUAAGGAUCAAACCAAGGAAGGACACCAGGAAGAAAACGAAGACGAAGAGGCGUGGUUAGCUGCUCAAGAAGCAAUUCAAUCUGAGCUCGAAAACUCCGAAGACACCUCCGAUGAAGAUGAUGAUUUGGCUGCUGCUGCACAAUUACUUUCAGCGCUUAGACAGGAACUCGGGAAGGGUGAUAUAGUUUCGCAGGACGCAGAUAUUGAUGAGAGUGAGGAGGGCAAGGAAGAGGGAGAUGAAAAGGAAUAUAAGGGGCAUGUGCAGACAAUCAUGGAAAACUUGAGUAGGCUGAGAGAUAGGAGUGAAAGAGUGGAGGUUGAUUCUAUGGUUGCGGAGCAGGAAGAUUGGGGAAUUUAG
This is a messenger RNA of Botrytis sinoallii, 702 nucleotides long. RefSeq lists its product as uncharacterized. The transcript is spliced from 2 exons. The record is from RefSeq and is a predicted model, not a curated record. The coding region runs from base 1 to 702 and encodes 233 amino acids. NCBI's taxonomy places the organism in Eukaryota, Fungi, Ascomycota, Leotiomycetes, Helotiales, Sclerotiniaceae.